AAACAAACCACCUCUCCACCCCUCAAUACCUUACGAACAACAACUCAAGACAACGAUAUCACCACCAAAACAACAGAAGAUACCAAUACAGAAAGAUCCCAAUACACCUGGAGCGAACAGGUAG
Messenger RNA from Acaulospora colombiana, 124 nucleotides. The record is from the annotation of a GenBank genome assembly. Lineage: Eukaryota; Fungi; Glomeromycota; Glomeromycetes; Diversisporales; Acaulosporaceae.